Molecule: messenger RNA, 2829 nt
Organism: Bactrocera dorsalis (oriental fruit fly)
Lineage: Eukaryota; Metazoa; Arthropoda; Insecta; Diptera; Tephritidae
Product: chymotrypsin-2
Exons: 2
Coding region: 879-1799 (306 amino acids)
Biological process (GO): proteolysis
Molecular function (GO): serine-type endopeptidase activity
Source: RefSeq, a predicted model, not a curated record
CUAUAAAUAACGUGAAAACAAAAUCUAUGGAUUAACAAGAAUCUCCACACUCAAGCUGUGUGCACUUACAGCUUUUAUCUUUUUAAGGGCAAACAGUGGAAAAUAAACAGCCAAAAGACAAGACGAAGUUUUUGAUUUCAGGCGGCUUUAACGAGCCAUUCGAAAAUCAGGUUGUCGCACAGGUUUGUGUGGCGAAAAUGGCUAUAACUGUUUACAGUCUGCUUUAUUCAUUUUCGAAUGCAUUUCCGCAAACCCAAUUGGUCCAUAAAAGAAUAAUACAUACUCUUCACUCUUUAAUUUGCCUUAAACACAUUCAUAAGUUCUAAUUUUUUAAAAAAAAUUGAGCAGAUCUUCCAAAAUAAUCAUAUUUAUUGGUUCCACAGUAGUUACGGAACUCAUAUCUCAUACCUUAGCAGAUUUAAAGCACAUCCAUGAGCGAUUCCGCGCACUGUAUGACAUCGAACUUAGCCAAGCCAUAAUUUAUGUCCUACUGCGGUGCAUGGUUGUGCUCGGUAUCGACUGUAUUACGGUUCAUGGUAACUUGGUAACUUGGUAACUUGUGUUCUUGUAAACAAAUGAGGUAUUGAAAUAAAUGAGAAUGUGUAGGCUCUGUUUUAUGGACACAUACAACAUUUCGCCAAUUUUCACCCAACAGGCACCUGAUAAACUAACUGGAGUAUGAACGCUUGGCCGGUACUGAAGACAAGAGGCAAAUAAAACCGCACUGUUUAACUCGAUAAAAGAGUAAAUUAAAUAAAUAAAACAUAAUUGUGUCACAUGCCAUGACUUUUAUUUAUAAGAGAUUGUGAGACGACAUAAUCGUUAAGAAAAUAAUAAUGAUAUUUCAAUUUUCCUUAAGCUUAUAAAUAGCUACUAUUAUGUCCCAACUUUCUUAUUCUUGUACGGAUAUUGGAUACUUACUCACUUCCAGCAUGUUUAAGUUAACGGCGUUCAGUAUACUAAUCUUCAUUGCUUUAGGCAAUGCUUCCUUUAUAGAAAAAUCAAAUUUUACAAAGCUAACUUCAAAGGAAAUUGAUAUCUGGGACUUGGGAAACCAAACCGAUGAGCUUGCCACUGACGCUGUAAAUCGUAUAAAUGGCGGACGGCCGGUAGAACAAAUCGUUCCGUACCAGGUAUCGUUGCAGGUGCACCGACGUGGACGUUAUCACCACUUUUGUAGUGGUUCCAUUAUCAGUGCUCAGCACGUUCUUACCGCCGCUCAUUGCUUAACGAAGAUGAACCCGAAUGAGAUCAGUGUUGUAGUCGGUACAUUGACAUGGCGCAAUGGUGGCGAUCGCCAUGGGGUUGUGGCUAUGCGCUCCCAUCCGGGUUUCUCAUCGAGUUCAUUAAUUAUUAAUGACAUUGCGGUGUUAAAGGUAACUCCGUCAUUCAAUUUGGCCAGAACAUCAAUAAGCACAAUUUCGCUGGGUAAUCGAGCACGUGUGGGUGAUAAAGUGCCAGUGCGUUUGACAGGCUGGGGCUCCCUGACGCCUACGGGAUCGACCGGUUUGCCAGAACGAUUGCAAGUGUUAGAUUAUCACACCAUAUCGAACCAGGAAUGUGCCCAACGUGGAUUUCGCAUAACAGCCAAUGAGCUGUGCGCUCUCGGCGAAAGAGGUCGCGGCGCUUGUGUGGGUGACUCCGGAGGUCCACUUACAAUAUCGAACGGCGCACCACAGCUGGUCGGGAUUGUUUCCUAUGGCACGGCGACAUGCGCCCUGGGUCGGCCUGAUGUUUACACAAGAGUUUCAAGCUUUCUGCCAUACAUUAAUAGAGUAAUAAGCAGUGAAAUACCGUGAAGUUGUAAAACAUGCUAUUGUGAAAAUUAAAGCUUGAAAUUAGUAUUCAAACACCAGAUAGUUACAAAUUUAACUAAUGGAACUUUAAAAGGAAGAAACACGCGAAACUAAAUGGACAAAUACAUAAAUAAAUAAACUAUGAUGCAAUACUCGUAGCGACAAUGACAGUGACGAGAUAAGAACAAACAGACAAACAUUCAAAAAAUUCAUUCAUGACGAACGGUGCGAAAGAUGGUCCACCUUUGCUUUAAACUUAGUACAGAACAACUAUCUUCUUUGACGCCGGCUCCGAAUGGAUAUUGCUUGCCAUGCCUCAUUACCACUUAUUAUGGCGCUGAAGACGGUGCGACCCGCCAGAUGCGAACGUCCACUUGGCCAAAAGCCAGCCAGAAAUGCCGUUGGUAAAUCAAUAAAUAUUACUUGAAUAACCAUAAGUGUCCGAAGUGUACUCAACGGCUAAUUAAAAAAUCUUAUUCGAUAUUCGCCACGGGCACCUCUUCACAAAUUCCAUACUCCAUCAUUUGGUUUUUUGCUCUUUUUACAUUCACAAUCAUCAAACUUGAAUAUGCCAUGUGUUCGUAAGAAAGGGCCUAUGCUGAACGAUUGGCAAAACGGUUGGGCUAAUUUAUUGCUUCAGCUAACGGCGACAUUUAGCGCGAGUCACUUGCUCGCUGACAUCAACGAAAAGGAAUAAGAACUGAUGGCUCAACCAAACCUAAUGCAAAUGAAAACAAUUUGACUCUGAUUUGUCGCAGUUUCUAUUUAUGUACAUGCGAUCCACCGACCUCGAGUCCAAAAGCUUAAGACUAUGCCUAAUUGCUCAAAUGAUGUACUGUAAGUGUGGCACAAACUCUCACAUACGAGUAUAACAGAAAGUCAGUGGCUGUUGGCAUUUAGGCUAUAGAAAAAAAUCUUGCCUUUGUUGGACUUGACUGAAAUAUUUAAGCAAAGUUUCAUUUUUUGCACAGCAAACCUGAGAUGCACUUGCAAACAGACUCACAUUCAGAUUGAUUUGAGAAUGAAAUGUACG